GAUAUACAUUGUUUCUGGUUUAGCCUAUAAGAUUAGAACUCUCGAGGAAAACUAGGGUUUCCUAAGAAAAUGGCGCUUGAUAUUGAAAAGCCGAUCUCCAGAGGACAGGCAUGGUUUUGUACUACGGGGUUGCCUAGCGACAUUGUUAUCGAAGUCGAAAACAUGACUUUCCAUCUCCAUAAGUUUCCUCUAAUAUCGAAAAGUAGAAAGCUUCAUCAACUGGUCACUGAGCAAGAAAACAAUCCUAGUAGAAUAGGACGAAGUUCUGUUGCAGAAGCAGAGCUUCAAGUAGAAGAAGGAGAAGAAGAGGAGGAUGGAGACGAAGAUGAAAUCUUAGAGGAGCCCUGUGAGAUCUCCUUCCCAGAAUUUCCAGGUGGUUCUGAGGCAUUCGAAACCGCGGCAAAGUUCUGCUAUGGAGUGAAAAUCGACCUCACAGCUUCCAAUGUAGCUCCCCUACGUUGUGCCGGAGAGUAUCUCGACAUGACGGAAGAGUACUCGGAAAAUAACCUCAUCUCUAAAACUGAAAGGUUCUUAACCCAAUCAGUUCUCAGAAACAUCAAAGAAUCCAUCAAGACCCUGAAAUCCUGUGAAACACUCAUGCCUCUCGCAGAAACCCUCAACAUUCCGCAGAGGUGCAUCGAAUCAAUCGCGUCGAGAGCUUCUUCUACAGAUCCCUCAUUGUUUGGUUGGCCGAUGAAUGAAGGGAUAACCACAGCCAGGGCUUCCAAUCAGAUCCUUUGGAAUGGGAUCGAUACUGGAAAGCGCGGGAAGAACCAAACUAAAAACACCAGCGCCGAACCCUGGUUUGAAGAUCUAGGUGUUCUUAGCUUACCGAUCUACACGCGACUGAUUUCUGCCAUGAAAGAUCAAGAUCUAAGCUUGGGAAUCAUCGAGAGCUCUCUAAUUUCGUAUGCCAAGAAAUCAAUUCCAGGCCUUUCUCGUUCCAAUAGGAAAUCAUCCACGACGUCUAUAGCUUCAGAGACUGAGCAGAGAGAGCUGCUGGAGACCAUAGUUGCGAAUCUGCCACUGGAGAAGAGCUCAAGCUUUAGUUCUGGUUGUUCAUCGACUACAAGGUUUCUGUUUGGAUUGUUGAGGACGGCGAACAUACUGAACGCAUCGGAAGCUUGUAGAGCUACGUUGGAGAGGAAGAUAGCAUCGGAGCUAGAAAAGGCAGCACUGGACGAUCUUUUGAUCCCGAGUUAUUCUUAUCUGAUGGAAACGCUCUACGAUGUGGACUGCGUGGGGAGGAUAUUGGAGUAUUUCUUGGAGACAUUGGAAGAGAGGUCGGCUUUUGGAAUCGACGGUGAAGACGGAGAAAUGGGUGGAAGAACGCCAGGGAUAAAUCCAGUGAUGUUGGUAGGGAAAUUGGUCGAUGGAUACCUCUCUGAGAUCGCAUCCGAUGCGAAUUUGAAGCCGGAAAAGUUUUGUGAACUCGCCGUUGCUCUCCCUGAACAUGCUAGACUUUUUGACGACGGCCUAUACAGAGCUGUCGAUGUUUAUCUCAAGGCGCACCCGUGGAUAACAGAGGAAGAGAGGGAGAAGAUAUGUGGAGUUCUGGAUUAUCAGAAGCUAACGUUUGAGGCGUGCACUCAUGCGGCUCAGAAUGAGCGACUUCCACUGCGGUCGGUGGUGCAGGUUCUGUUCUUUGAGCAGCUUCAGCUUCGUCAGGCAAUUGCCGGAACUCUCAUCGCAGCCGACAUUGCCCCUCCGGAUUCUGCCAGGCCUUCGGUUUUACAGCAUCAACAGUUAGAAACAGAGAUGAUGGUACCACCAGCAGGAGCAGCUCAGGAAGGGGAGACGUUUAGGGCGGCGAUUAGGGAGAACCAGGUGCUGAGGUUGGACAUGGAUAGUAUGAGGUCUCGAGUGAAUGAGUUGGAGAGGGAAUGCUCGUCCAUGAGAAAGGCAAUUGAGAAGAUCGAUAAGGUUGGUUCGCCGGAAGGUCGGCUGGUUGGGGGUUGGAGGAAGAAGUUGGGUUGCAAGUUCAAGACUCAGGUCUGUGAUUCUCAUGAACGGACAGUGGUGGAAGCCGGACGAAGGGCCAGACAUCACCAUUCACCCGGCGUCUGAGAGACUUCUUCCUCUAGUGCAUUGCUUCUUCAACCAUUCUUCCCUACUCUCUCUCUUUCUUAUCUGGGCUUGUCGUCUUGUGUACCAUAUUUAUAAUAUUUAAUUGAGGUCCCACCAAUGCCUGUC
Telopea speciosissima is the source of this 2193-nucleotide messenger RNA. RefSeq names its product BTB/POZ domain-containing protein At5g66560. NCBI's taxonomy places the organism in Eukaryota, Viridiplantae, Streptophyta, Magnoliopsida, Proteales, Proteaceae. The record is from RefSeq and is a predicted model, not a curated record. Gene Ontology annotation, molecular function: protein binding. Bases 70 to 2067 code for a protein of 665 amino acids. The transcript has 4 exons.